AUGCUGCUGGACUUGCAUUUUCCCGGACGAGUUGUCCUCGUAAUUGGAUGGCCGCGGAGUGGGCCCCCUCGACGACGACUGUACCGAAUACACAUCCGUAGCCACGUUGAAAUUGGAAAGCCUCCCAGUGUCGGAGUUUCCGAAAUUGGAAAGUCGCCCCCCCAUCCCCAUCAUGGAGUAGAAAUCCGAGUGAUCUCAGCUCCGGUGAGGUUCGACGGCCGGCCGGAGAAAGAGCGGCGAGAGGCAUUCGAUUUUCGAACCGUGACGUGCAGCUUCCCGUCAUCCCCAAUCUGCGUGUCCGUCUCCAGAAAGUCCUGCCCGUCUAAGGAGACGACGUCAGAGUCGACUUUAAAGGCGACGAUCGAAGCAGCGGUGUCCGGGAACUGGUCACAUAUGAGGGUUUUCGCGGCGCGAAACUCGAAGAGGAAGAGGAGGAGAGUGUACCAUAUAAUGCACUGGAGGACGACUACUUGGACCAUGAGGCUUCCGGAAUAUUCUCCGUACAUGGCUAUGAGGAGUGGGAUUCCCAUCACGAAUUGUGAUGGACCACUCGAGGCUUCCGGCGCGGCUGAGGUUGGCCCAGAGAGAGAGGACGGCGAGCAUGAUGAUUUUCUGGAGGGUGUCGGCGGCUAUGAAGCGGAAGUUCAUAGUGUAGAUGUUGUUUUGGGAGAUGAAGUGGAAGGAGAGGAGAGGGACGGCGAAGACGGCCACGAAGCGGUUGAUGCCGGAGCACUGGUCGGGAGUGAAGAUCUUCCACCAGCGGACGGAGCCGUACGCGAGAAUCAUGGCCACGUAGAGGGGGAUCACGGCUGUCAGGACGACGUACAGGUCGUGCCAGCUGCUGCUGCUACAGUUUUAGAGAGGCGGAGAUUUAAGUUAGUUUUAGAGAGAGAGAGAGAGAGGGGGGAAGAGGAUGUGAAUUGGAAGGAGACUGGACAGCUCGUUGUGGAACUCGUGCAAGCCUUGGAUGAAGGCCUUGCUCGUCAGCUUAACGGCGAUCCUCUGGCCGGAGAGGAGAAUUCCCCUGUAAACAGACCUGAAUUCGUCCUGCCCGAGGCGGUUGUCAGCGGCGAACGAGUCGGUGCCGCGGCGGAGGUGGGAGAAGGAGAGUCUCUGCGGCGGGAAGGGUCUCAGAUCUGUAGAAGACGACAGUUUGGGAUAAGAAGGCGAGGGUGA
Molecule: messenger RNA, 1176 nt
Organism: Striga asiatica
Lineage: Eukaryota; Viridiplantae; Streptophyta; Magnoliopsida; Lamiales; Orobanchaceae
Source: the annotation of a GenBank genome assembly